Epinephelus lanceolatus (giant grouper) is the source of this 9217-nucleotide messenger RNA. The record is from RefSeq and is a predicted model, not a curated record. Lineage: Eukaryota; Metazoa; Chordata; Actinopteri; Perciformes; Serranidae.
GCUGUAGCGGCACCUCUCUGUGUCAACAUCAAGAGAUGAUCAACAACCAGCGGCAUUUAGCUGCUAAACAACCUCACUGACGUGUGUUUUUCUUGCCUGUGUGAGUGAGCACAUUAAGGAGCGGCGUGUGGAGCCAGCUGCUGCAGCAUCAGACAUCCUGAUGGAGACAUAAAGUCCACUGAUGGAAACCCAGAGGAAGAGCUCUGGGGAUGACGGUGGCGGAGAGCGAGGCCUGCUCCACACCUGGAAGGGCUACUCCUGCAGUGUCACUCCAGAAAGGCUGCUCCUCCCUGUGCCUGUGCUCCAGGUUGCCCUGGGCACCCGGCACGGUGUUCUGCUGGUAGAAGGUGGACAGGUGUACAGUUUUGGGGAGCUGCCAUGGAAGCAGAGUCAAGUGCCCGAGCCGGCGAAACCCACCCUGGAGAGCGCGCUCAGCGGCCAGCGAGUGGUCGCUGUCGCAGCUGGAAGCUUCCACAGCGGGGCAGUGACAGAGGACGGUGGCGUCCACAUGUGGGGGGACAACAGCUCAGGACAGUGCGGCUUGUCCGGCCUCACCACCGUCCCCAACCCGACUCCAGUCGCUCUGGUGGACUCCGACACCAGCCCGCCACAGACGGUCCCAGUGCUGGAGCUUUCCUGUGGCGAGCAGCACACCCUGGCGCUGUCGGUCCAGCGGGAGGUGUGGGCGUGGGGCAGCGGUUGCCAGCUGGGCCUCAAUGUCACCGUUUUCCCUGUCUGGAAACCACAAAAGGUUGAGCACUUGGCAGGCAGGUAUGUAUUACAGGUGGCAUGUGGGGCUUCACACAGCCUGGCUCUGGUGCGCUGCCUGGGGCCUCAGGACAUCCACCGGCCCCCCGUGGACAAAUGCAGACAGUGUAACCAGCUGCUGUACACUAUGACGGACAAAGAGGACCACGUCAUCAUCUCUGACGGGCACUACUGCCCCCUCGGUGUGGAACUGACUGAGGAUGACGGCAGGCUGGACACACCUGCUCUGACACAGGUCCUCAAAACAUCCCCGUCUGAGCCGGUCCUCCCCUCCCAGAUCUCCACCUCAUACUCCUUAGCACCUGCUCAAGGUGGUGACCCCUCUUCUGACCCCACUCAGGACGUGGAGAAAGAGGAGUCAGUCUUGGCUAAUGGAGCACUGCCAGCGUCAGAUUCCGACCCUUCAGCUAAGUCCGGAGAUGGCGGUGUUGUAGGGGUCAAGAGCUCACCGUAUCCAGAUGAGCAGGCUGUCAAAGACUACCUGAAGAAGCUGUCAGACAACACGACGGCUGAGCAGACGGCGAAGGUGACGGCUGGAGGGCCGCACACUCUGCUACCGUCAGCAGGAGGGCCCAGCUCCACACUCAACAGCCUCGUGGCCUCCUGCGCCUCCGCAGUGGGCGAGCGGGUCGCCUCCACCUACGAGGCCCUGUCCCUCAAAAAGAUGAUGAACUUCUACCUUCCCUCAGGAGUGCCGAGGCCAGGUGGGCCGGUGGGGUUCACAGGCGUUGUGGGCGACAACACCGCAGAGCGCGUCCGCCAGGAGGACUCCACUCAGGCCAAGAAGAGCUCCAGCACAGGGGACAUCCGCGAGGAGGAGGCCGAGGGUCUCCGGCGCCGCCUCUCGCUCCCGGGACUCCUCUCUCAGGGUAGAUACGCUGUUCACCUCUUAUCCUCCUCCUAUGCCCUGCUGCUGUCCCCGCGGCUGCUGAGAAAAGCCGGACGUCCCAGGAUGCGUGCAGUCGCCCUCACCCCGCUGGGAGGGGCGGUCCCCGAGGCCCAGGAGGUGUUCCCCACCCUGCAGACGGAAGUGUGGAGCUGGGGCAACGGCGAGCACGGGCAACUUGGACAUGGAGACAGUCUGGCCAGAUUACAGCCGCUGUGCAUCAAGAGUCUGAACAAUAAGGAAGUGGUGCGGGUGGCAGCCGGCGCUCAUCAUUCCCUCGCCCUCACCGCUCAGUCUCAGGUGUUCUCAUGGGGAAGUAACAGCUCUGGUCAGCUUGGACACAUGGAGUCACCCAGCACUGUCCCCCGCCUUGCAAAGCUGUCAGAGGGGAUCCGGGUCUGGGACGUGAGCGCUGGGGAGAGACACACCCUCCUGCUCGCAGACGGAGACUGCUUCCGUCCUAUUAUUUAUUACAGUGGACAGCAGGUCAAAGAGGGAGCGGAGGAGAGCAACACCAAGGAGCUGGGUCAACAGGAAGGAGAGGAAGAGGAGGGGCGGGUGGGGGGCUACACCCAGCAGCCUGUGCUACUCCCCUUCUGCAUGGACCUCGGUUACGUGAGCAACGUGUUUGCGGGAGGCCAGCGGUGCGCGGCGCUGUGGGACAGGAACGUGAUGGGCUUCAUCGCCAGCCUCCAUGAGCUGGCCUCAGCAGAAAGGAAGUUCUACUGCAAGCUGUCCAACAUCAAGACACAGAUAAUACGCCCCCUGCUGGAGCUGGAGUCUCUGAGCUCAGCCCUCGGCCAGGUGAACCUCGGGCUGCUGCAGAGUCUGGCAGGCCGAUUUAGCUUCUUGUGUCACCUAACCGGGCAGCACGCCGCCAGCCUCACCGCCAACCUGCGCCGCGUCCGUGACGUCAAGAGCCUGCUUGUCCUCGACCACGCCAGCAUCUUCCUCGACUUGUACAAGGAGUACUGCAGCACUGUGGGCAACUUCCAUGUGAUGGGAGGUUUCCAGUCCCUGACCAAACCCUCACUAGAUUUCUUCGGGAAGAGUCCAGAACUGCUUAAGAAGCUUGCAGAGUGCAGCGAGGAGAACCCCACCAUGGCCGACCUCCUGGUGGCGCUCUUCUACCUCCCAACUCGCCACCUUCACGAGUACGGCCGGCUGCUGCUCAAACUGGCCACCUGCUUCGAAGUGUGCUCCAGUGACUACCAGAGGCUGCAGGACAGCUGCUCCCGGUUUGAAGCUUUGGCCCUCCAGCUGAAGAGAAGAAGGAAGGACGCCGAGUACACGUUUCACUUCUGGAAGAGCUUCCCCGGCAAAAUGACGGACUCUCUGCGGAAGCCUCACCGCCGGCUGAUCUGCGAGAGCAGCAACAAAGCUCUGACCCUGCAGAACGCCGGGAGGUUCUCCGUCAACUGGUUCAUCGUUUUCAACGACGCCCUGGUCCACGCACAGGGCGUGGCGCCUUAUAAGAAUCUUUUCUCCACCCAUCACGUCUUCCCCUUGGCCACACUUUGGGUGGAGCCGAUCCCAGAGGAGCACACUGGCAUAUACGGGUUAAAGGUGAUUACACCAGAGGAGACGUUCACCCUGUUGGCCUCCUCUCCCAUGGAGAAGGCCAAGUGGCUUCGCUCCAUCAAUCAGGCGGUGGACCAGGCCCUUAACGGGGCGGGGCAGGACACCGCAUCCAUCGGCUCGGGGUCGGGGCAAAAGUUGGAGCCUCCCAUCUCCAGGACGGCCUCGUACACUUUUUAUAAGGAUGGACGGCUGAAGGAGGCAACAUACGAAGGACGCUGGCUCGCUGGGAAGCCCAACGGCAGGGGAGUGUUAAAAUGGCCUGAUGGGAGGAUAUACACAGGGACGUUUAAGAACGGACUGGAAGAUGGCUUUGGUGAAUUCGUGGCUCCCAAUAAGACGCUCAACAAGAACGAUCACUAUCAAGGGCAGUGGAAAGAUGGCAAGAUGCACGGCCUCGGGACAUAUAGGUAUGCCAGUGGUGAGGUUUACGAUGGGUCCUUCCAGGACAACAUGCGACACGGCCAUGGCAUGCUGCGCAGUGGCAAGCUCAACACCUCCUCCCCCAGUGUCUUCAUCGGCCAGUGGCUGCAGGACAAGAAGACCGGCUAUGGAGUCUUUGAUGAUAUCACAAAAGGGGAGAAGUACAUGGGCAUGUGGCAGGACCACCUGCGGCAGGGCACCGGGGUCGUCGUCACUCAGUUCGGCCUGUACUACGAAGGUGCCUUUAAAGAUAAUAAGAUGAUGGGCACUGGGAUCCUCGUGUCAGAGGACGACACCACGUAUGAGGGGGAAUUCUCUGACGACUGGACCCUCAAUGGAAAGGGUGUGCUCACUAUGGCAAAUGGUGACUACCUGGAGGGCUCCUUCAAUGGCGAGUGGGGCUCUGGCCUCAAAGUGGCGGGCUCCUACUUCAAACCGCACCUGUUCGACACCGACAAGGACAAAACCCGUGCUGUGAAGCUGGGGCGUCUGUGUGUGAGCCCCAAGGACAAGUGGCAGGCGGUGUUUGAGGAGUGCUGGAGUCAGCUUGGCUGCGAGGCGCCGGGCCGAGGGGAGAGCUGGAAGGCGUGGGAGAACAUCGCCGUGGCCCUCACCACCAGCCGACGACACAUUGAGGACAGCCCGGAGAUGUUGUCCCGAAGUCACAGCAGAACCCUGGAGAGUCUGGAGGUCAUCCCGCAGCACGCAGGACCAAUCACCAUGGAGAGGUAUCACACCAUCCGCCUGUACCUCAUCAAGGCGUGUGACACUCCGCUCCACCCACUGGGCCGGCUGGUGGAAACCCUGGUGGCGGUCUACAGGAUGACCUACGUGGGCGUUGGAGCGAAUCGCCGGCUGCUGCCUCAGGCUGUCAACGAGAUCAAGUCGUACCUGAACCGCAUCUUCCAGAUCGUCAGGUUUCUGUUCCAAGACCUGCCAGAAGAGGGCGGCCUAAUUCCAGAGCCCACCACCAACCUCCAGGACAAGAGGGAACCAGGCUCAACUGAUGCCCAGCUAGAGUCACCGAAACCUGGCCGUGUGGUGAGCAGCUCAGCUCUGCUGUUGCCCGUCCUGCUGCCUCGUCUCUACCCACCGCUCUUCACCCUCUACGCUCUGGACAAGGAGAGAGAGGACGACGUCUACUGGGAGUGUGUCCUCCGCCUCAACAAACAGCCCGACCUGGCCCUGCUCGCCUUCCUGGGUGUUCAGCAAAAGUUUUGGCCUGUCUCCAUUCCCGUCUCCCUGCCCGCGCUGGGGGAGAAGCAGCAGGUCCUGUCCAGCACCAAGGACGCCUGCUUCGCCUCUGCAGUGGAAACACUACAACAGAUCAGCACAACAUUCACCCCGUCAGACAAGCUGCAGGUGAUCCAGCUCACCUUUGAGGAGAUCACACAGGAGGUUCAGUCGCUGCUGAAGCAGGACUUCCUGUGGUCCAUGGACGACCUCUUUCCCGUCUUCCUCUACGUGGUGCUGCGUGCACGAAUCAGGAACUUGGGCUCAGAGGUCAGCCUGAUCGAAGACCUGAUGGACCCCUGCGUGCAGCACGGAGAGCAUGGAAUCAUGUUCACCACACUCAAGGCUUGUUACUACCAGAUCCAGCAUGAGAAGAUCACUUAAGACGAGCGUGGCGUUACUUCCUUUCAUCUUCACAGCCAAUCUCUGGUCCAGGAUCAGCAGGGCUUCAGGAUGACAGACAUGAGCAGCGACCAAUGAGAAGCAUCGGAUCAUACGAACAGGUUGCCAACAGCUCCAUGUGCUGCUGUCAUGGAGACAAGACCACUUCGCCCUCUGUGACACACACAAACACACUCUUUCCCCCUUUUUAGUGACCUCAACAGCUUCGUACCCGCUGAUCAUGAAGGUACACGUGUGAAUACUGACUGCCAGAGAUGAGCCACCUCAUACCGUCCAGUGUAGAACAGCUGACAGACUGACUUCCUGUGGGGAGAUCCUGAUGCAGGUUGUUACAUGUGCGGGAAAACAAGGUUCAUACUUUUUCUUUUAGUGCCAAUGGGAGAAGUUUGUUCUCACUGUGAGAUACUGGACCUCCUUUUCUCUGUUUGGAGGAGUUUGUCAGCAUGAAAAAUGACGAGACGAUGCAUAACAGAAAACAUUUCCAGUGUUUAUUCUUGUUCGACUGACACCUACAUGAAAGAAAUAAUCUCCUGAAGGCAUGUCGCGCUAUUAAUCUGACAAACUUGACUUUUUAUUUGAUGACUUUGACACAUUGGUGUCAAAGUCAUCUUUAUCUGAAGUGUUUCCAAACAGUAUUUCCUGAUUUGACUUCAAGGAUGAACACUAACUGGUCGGUUGAGCAGAUGCACAUCUGGUUAAGUUUCCCACCUCGGAAACAGCAGCUCACAGCUACUUCACUGAGCUGGAAACUAGUUUACAGCUUGGUUUAAUACUGAAUUAUAAAUGCAAACUGACGUGGCUAUAACUAUUUUCUUUCUUCAUAGUUUUGUUCUUUGAAAUUUCAGGUCAUACAUGAAUCAGUAGUUCAGUGUCUUAAGUUUCAGUACCCUUUUCCGGACAAUAAAAUAUACGUAGGUAAAUACCUCUAUACAUGAUACAAAAAUAAAAAUGAAGUAAAAUAUGCUUAACUAAAAAAAAAUCACGUAAUAAUGAUAAUAAACAUAAAAAAUAGUCAAUAAUAAAAAAUAAAUAAAUAAAAAUAAUUAAAAAAUAGAUGGUAAUAAUAAAACAAGAUAAACUAUGUUAAAAUUAAUUAAUAAAAAGCAAUUUUUUAAAAUUAAUAUUAAAGGGUAAGAGAGAAAAUUCACCUUGGCUACAGCUCUAAAUGAUACUACUCCUAUUCUGUUACACCAGCGGACAGUGGAAUACGGUUAACCCCAGUUAGCGGCUAAUUUAGCUGGCUCUGACAUCAUCUUUGUUAUCUAUGACACAGGCAUUUUAAGUAAUGUCCAUAUUUGAGUACUUGCAUAAUAAAAAAAAUCUAACAUAAGAAUAGGAAUGUAAAUUGGCCGACAAUGAAAACAAGUGCAAUUUAAAUGUAUUUAUUGAGUCACCAGGCUUCAGCUAGCCUACGUUAGCAUGGACUGUCUCCGGAGUUCGCAGCCACUCUCCUCCUGGUGGGUUCUGUCUGGUUAGCAUGAGCUAACACAGCAGCAGCGGCUGAUAUUCGACGCCGAGGCUUUUAAUGGUCUAUCCAAACUCACACCGACACCAAAAUGGAUCGACUCUGUCCACUUAACUGACUGUCCACGGCUCGGAGCUCACACUCCCGUAGCAGUAGGCUCAUGAUAGACGGACAGAGAGCGACAGCGGGGUAAGGACAAGGCAAUACACUGCACACAGUUAAACAGAAAGUCAUGUUCACAUAUGGGAAGUUAGGUGGUGAUUACGCCAUAUAUUGAACGAAACUGUGACGUCCAAAUUGAGUAAGCUGAUCCCCUAAAAGAUACAGUUGAAAAAAAUGUAUCUGGUGACUUGAAAGCACGACUGAUUUCCAAAGUGCACAUUUGCAGGAAAAGCAGAAGUGAGUGAAAAGAAAUGUUUUUGAUUAACAAUCUGAGAUCCAUGUGUGUGUUUCUGAGCCCGUUUUCCAGUAAAAUGAAUACUGACGCAGAACUGUAAAAUCUGAAAAUGUACGGGGUGAAAAUUUGUGUCUUUAAAGGCCCGGACACACCAAACUGGUGGCCAAGAAUGAGUGGUGACAAAGGCAGACUGUUGUGUCAACACGUUGCCUGCGUCAACCAAAAAGUUGCACUUGAACACACCGCAAAGACGACAGCCAACAGCCAACUAGCACGUAUGUUCUGCGCCUGCAUGAGAGAAAAAACUCUCCAUAGCAGCAGGCGGCGGUAGUCUGUAUUCGUCAUUCAUAAUGAGAAACCGGGAGACCGACAGGUUGCAUUCAAGACGCUAGUUAGCCAGUUAGCACAUUAAAAACACAACCCAAUGUAGAAAGUAAUAUUUAUCGCGUGGUAGCGAAAUAUAACACGAACAAUUAUGAACUAUUUCCGCAAAAGAGCUCAAUGGGCUCAGUGAGCUCUGUGUUGAUCUCACGCCAUCUUUAGCUUUUGUUUACCUUCCUCACUUUGUUUCUCUGCCGAUCAGAGUGAUUUCUCUCACUGAUGGGCGAUUCAGCACGUUGAACAGGCCAAAAAACAGCCAACAAGGACUGAGUUGUGUAAACAGGGUAGGGAGAUCACCUUUAUUCCACUUGACUUCCAAUAAUUUUGGAGACACUCAACAAGCUGAAAAUAACCUUAAGAGUUUGUAUUCAUUGUAUUGUUAUGAAUCACGCAGUGUUCAUUGCAGGCAGGGAGAGACGUCAGCACAUGUCUCAUGAGUCUAACCAUCUCACUACACCUGUAUAUGUGUAAAAUAAUGAGAAAUGUAGAUUCAAUUUUGGAUUUUUUUCCCAGCUGCAGGUGGCGUUUGAGCAGAGAGCCGGCUUAAUGCAAACAGUUUUUAUAGAUGUGAUGUUCAAAGCCGAUUGUGUGCGCCAUCUGUUAAUGCUAACUGUUCUUUUUUGUAAACCAUUUACAGCACUAACUGUCAGACAUUGUUGCUUAUUUGUGAUCUGCGUCACACAUGCCAGUUUAUAAAAGGGCUUAAGAGGGGAUUCAGAGGAUGACCGAGCCUUUUUUUUUUUUCUUCUUCAGAUGGUUUAACAAUAGAAAAGCCAAGUGGAUCAGAGGCCUCUUUUUGGAGGGGCUAAAUUUGGGUGAAGCUGCAGGAUUUAGGAAGACUAGCAACAGAAAAAGGGUGUGAAACUGCUAGAAUUUAAACCUCAAACUACAACUGAUUUUUAUUUGGAAAUGUUGGGGUAAGGUGACACAUAAUUCAAACAGUUGUCAUUUCAACAACACAUCUCAGUUCAUGGUCUUCUCUUGUACUUUUUGUGACUGUAAAAAUGAUUGCGAUAACGCUCUUCCAUCCCUGGUUGUGAGCUCUUGUUUCUGCUGAGACCGUAUGUGCCUGACACUUAAAGAAGUGAUGCAAUAUCGUCUGCGUAACUACGGAGUUCAUUCCCAAAACGCCAUUAUUUUUUCCAACGAGAGACUUUUAGUUUUGUGCUGCUCUUUAAAAAUAAUCAUUGACUGACAUAACAUGGCGUCCUGUUCCGUAUGUUGUGAAUAUGUGAUUUGUCUGACUUGCAAACCAAACUACAGCAACAGCACGGGACAUUUAUUGUAACGGUUGUACCCUUAACUGACCCCCUUUCAUGAAGUGUAAAUCUAAACUGAAUGGUCCUAAAUAUAAACUGAAGAUAGUGUUCAUAAGCUUAUAUUAGUUUCAUGUCCUCAACACCUGUUUACCAUGGCAACGCCCCACACAGGUCAUACUGUUGCAUUGUGUGUAAAAAUGACUGUUUUAUCAAUGGACUUUGGUGUUAACGAGUUGACAUUUUGUGUCUCAGCUGGCUGACAUGACUCCCACCUGUGUGUCUUUUAAAUGAUGUCAAAUGUAUUGUACCUUUACAUAAUAAUAACAGAGGGCAAUAAACUCAUUUGAUGGACAUUGCUAACUAAUCUGAUCUGACAGUUUCAUACGAUGGGAAAAAUUAAAUGUUAUGCUAAAUCUGUGCAAAAA